Nothobranchius furzeri (turquoise killifish) is the source of this 4021-nucleotide messenger RNA. Lineage: Eukaryota; Metazoa; Chordata; Actinopteri; Cyprinodontiformes; Nothobranchiidae. The record is from RefSeq and is a predicted model, not a curated record.
CUCUCUGUCUCUCCUUUGUAAAGGCGAAGUAAAACUUUCGUAUUUGCUUUGUCUUGUCAUGUGUUACAUACAUCUUGCUCUGUUCUUCACCUGCGGAUAACUCAUGCCAGAGCUUGUAAAAAAGAGGCUAGUAAAGUAAUAAUUACUAUUCAAGUUUCCAGUUUCUGUUGAACAAAGAUCUUGUUCCCUUGGAAAUAAAUAAAUAAAUAAAUAAAUAAAUGUUACGCAUGUCAUAAUUUGCAAUUAUACUUGUGUAUGUACCGUAUUGCUGAUUGGUAUAUAUUUUCCCAGUAGCUUGCUCUUUAUCAUUUCUAUUUAUUUUAUUGUAUCUCCAAAGUCAAAAUACAAUCGUUACUAUUACUGUUUUUUAAUCUAACGUGAAGCAUAGCUUGACAUUUUUCCAGAACAAUUUGAGACAUAUUUAUGCUCCAUCCCAACGUUCAGCUAAAACUCAAUAUUUUGUUAGAACAUCUUUUCUUGUUUUGCAGCAGGGUAUUUGGUCGCGGGGUGUCAGUGCCAUGCUAAAAGUCAGCAUCACGUGAGCAUAUAUUAGUCGCUGUGGUUCCACCUCUUCCUUUCAUCCUGAUUUCAGUGCUGGCGCAGCCUGGUUUUUUUCUUCAUGCUCUUUGUGAACACGGAUCUGCUACAAAACCUCCUUACAGAAACAUAAACAGAUAUCCCUCCGUGUUUGUGGUGAUCAGGAAACGUUUUUAAGGUGUGGAUGUUGCAGUUUUUAUGGAUUGUUGCAGAUUUUAGAACUAGAGAUGGAACAAAGCGGAUUCGAGCAGCGGAUGAUGUUCGAACGCGCAAUCGGAUUCCUGCUCGUUUUGCUUCUGUGGAGCGUCGCUGACGCGCAAUUAAGGUAUUCGAUCUCCGAGGAGGUCAGCGAAGGAACUGUGGUGGGAAACAUAGCAAGGGAUUUGGGACUAGACAAAAAGAUUUUGAAAGACAGGAAAUACCGGAUUGUAUCCAGUGAUGUGGAUCCGCUCUUCAGUUUAAAUCCAAAUGACGGAACCCUGAACGUGAUCCGGAAUAUUGACAGGGAGGAGGUUUGUGAGCAGAGUCGCUGUGUGAUAAAUAUAAAAACUGUGCUGGAGAACCCGUUAGAGGUUCAUUAUGUCGAAGUGGAAGUAUUGGACGUAAAUGACCAUUCACCUGCUUUCUCGGAGGAAAACAACAUGCUGGAGAUUCCAGAGUCCGUGUUGCCCGGAGCGCGAUUUCAGCUUAAAGCUGCAGGAGAUCCAGACAGCGGGCAUUUCUCUGUUCAGCAAUAUAAACUUAGCCCAAACGAUCACUUCCGUUUGGAAGUUAAAGAUAAAGGGGAGGACGGAAAAAUACCAAUACUUGUUGUUCAAAAACCUUUAGACAGAGAAACAACAAAAAGUCAUUCUUUGAUCCUAUCGGCCGUGGAUGGAGGUAAACCGCCCAAGUCUGGAAAUAUGAACAUCAUGAUUAAAGUUGUAGACAUUAACGAUAACGCACCCGUUUUCUCCGAUGAUAAUUAUGAGGUAACACUUUAUGAAAAUGCUGCUGCAGGAACACUAGUCAUUCAGUUGAAUGCAAGUGAUUUAGAUGAAGGUCCAAAUGGAGAUGUGGUUUACUCAUUUAGCCAAAAUGUACAUAAAAAUACAUUAAAGUUAUUCAACAUAAAUUCAGCAACAGGUGAAAUAACUGUUAAAGGUCAGAUAGACUAUGAGAAAAGGGAAAGAUACGAAAUUGAAAUUCAAGCAUCUGAUAAAGGUCUUGCUGCUCUUACAACAGAAAAAAGUGUGAUUAUUAAAAUAGUUGAUGUUAAUGACAACACACCUGAAAUCGAAGUGACCUCAUUUUCAAGCUCCAUUCCUGAAGAUUGUAGACCAGGAACUACUGUUGCUCUAAUUAGCGUGGAUGAUCUUGACUCUGGUCUUAAUGGAAAAGUGAUCUGUAAUAUUAAAGAAGAUGUUCCUUUUAGUUUAUCCCCUGCAUUGCAGGACAAGUCAUUUUCACUAGUCACCAAAUCUCCUUUAGACAGAGAGAAACAGUCUCAUUAUGAUUUGACAAUAACUGCAAAAGAUGCAGGUCAGCCACCAUUAUCAUCUGAAAAGACAAUACGUGUUGUUGUGUCUGAUGUGAAUGACAACAGUCCAGAGUUUACACUGAGUCCAUAUACUUUCUAUAUCACUGAGGGCAACAACCCAGGAGCCUCAGUGUUUUCUGUGAAAGCCUCUGAUGGUGAUGAAGGAGAUAAUGCAGUCAUCUCUUAUCAUAUUGUCAGAGACAGAGACGAACACAGUAAAUUAACUUCAUUUCUAAACAUUAAUUCGGAAACUGGAGACAUUGUGGCUCUGAGAAGUUUUGACUUUGAAACUGUAAAAACGUUCCAGUUCCAAGUUGUGGCCUCAGACUCUGGAAGUCCGUCCCUGAGCAGCAACGUGACAGUGAACGUGUUCAUUCUGGAUCAGAACGACAACGCUCCAGUCAUCCUGUAUCCAGUCAGCUCCAACGGUUCUGCUGAAGGUGUGGAGGAGGUUCCCCGCAACGUGAACGCAGGACACUUGGUGACUAAAGUCAGAGCCUAUGAUGCUGAUAUAGGAUAUAAUGGCUGGCUGCUGUUCUCACUGCAGGAAGUGACGGACCACAGUCUGUUUGGUUUGGACCGCUACACAGGACAGAUCAGAACACUUCGCUCAUUCACAGAGACAGACGAGGCUGAGCAUAAACUGCUCAUCCUGGUCAAAGACAAUGGCAACGUGUCACUGUCAGCAACAGCUACUGUCAUUGUCAAAGUGGUGGAGCCCAAAGAGGCUUUUGCAGCUUCUGAUGUGAAGAGUUCAGCCAAAGAUGAUGAGGAGACUGAUGUGACUUUUUACCUGAUGAUCACUUUGGGCUCAGUGUCGGUUCUGUUCCUCAUCAGCAUCAUCGUGCUGAUUGCAAUGCAGUGCUCCAAGUCCACAGAAUAUACUUCUAAAUAUCUCCAAGAGGCUAAUUAUGAUGGGACACUGUGUCACAGCAUCCAGUACAGAUCUGGAGACAAACGCUAUAUGUUAGUAGGACCCAGGAUGAGUGUAGGAUCUACUAUAGUACCUGGAAGUCACGCAAACACUCUGGUGCUGCCUGACAGGAGGAACACUUCUGAUGAGGUAAGACCUUUACUUGAUCUAAAAAAUGCAUCAUUAUGUCAGAAUUACAUUUAUUUAGAAACCUGCUUUCUUUCUAUUGUUUUCUAAUUUCCAAAAUGCUUUCCAAUCUUUAUUGUGUUCCCUUGAGCAUGCGUGAUCUGUUGAACCUUUGGAACACAGCGAUUCUUGAAUUUAGAGCUGAGAUUUGUAUUUUGCAGCCUGUCAUGUUAUUGACUUUUCUCCAGCUUUUGUCUUUGACUUGUGAACAGUCUAGUUUGUUCUUCUCUUAUGAGCUUUAUGCUCUAUAGGGACUGUUGCUGCUGUUUAGUGCAGGCCUGUCUAUCUGAAGAUAUUGUUUUGUUUUCAUUUGUGCAGACGUGUCCAAUGUUUGGUUCGUUCAGGUCAUGAAUUAGAAAAUGGUUGAGGUGAGUGUUUCUGAUGUUUCUGCUGUGCUGCAAUGUGGUUGGCUCACUUUGUGGUAGAUUCAUUUUUAAUAUUGCUGGUUGUGUGAAAGCAGGGACUUUGUGUGGUGCAUAAUUACACAAGUAGUAGCUCUCAGGUUUUGGAGCAUUGAGGUUAGUAACUCAGUGCUGUUUGAAUCCACUGUUUUUGUGGCCCUUUGAGUUGUGAUGACACUUUACCAUGGUGUGCAUCAUUAGUUAUCUGGUGGUUGUGUCGUAAUAACUUUGGACCUAUUCUUCAGGUUGAUCCUAGUAAUUUGCAAAUAUUUUAAAACGGGAAGGUGUUAAACCCUUCUGCAUCACUGGCCUGUCUUUGUGAAGCUUUCAAACACACUGAGUGGCUGAAGAUUAAAAUCCUGCUAAGAGGAGUUUCAGCAACUCUCUCCUGAACAUUGCUGAGGACACUUUAUGAGAGUGGCUUUGGGGCUCCUGCAAUUAUCCCUGAUUCAGUGAGGAAUUUAA